GACGCAGUCCUGAAGAUUGAUGGAGGGCCAUGCUAUUCAAACAGCAGGCGUUGCUGAGACAGAAGCUCUUUUUGCUGGGCAGUCUUGCUGUUGGAAGCCUCUUAUACAUAGUUGCCAGAGUUGGGAACUUGGAUAGACUCCAGCCUGCGUGUCCCAUUGAAGAUCAGUUUGGGGACCAAGACCAAAUCAUGCUCCGUGCUCUGCAGUACAAGCGUGGCUCAUCAUAUGACCUGCGCAAAGGCAACAUGACAAAGGAACAGAUCAGGCUGCAAAACAUGGUACAACAACUUCCUCAGGCCAUUAUUAUCGGUGUUCGCAAGGGCGGAACUCGCGCCCUGCUUGAGAUGCUCAACCUGCACCCGGCGGUGGUCAAAGCAUCGCAAGAGAUACACUUCUUUGACAACGACGGAAACUACGCCAAGGGUAUCGAGUGGUACAGGAAAAAAAUGCCCUUUUCCUACCCUUACCAGAUCACCAUUGAGAAAAGUCCAGCAUACUUCAUCACUGAGGAAGUCCCUGAGAGGAUCUACAAGAUGAACUCAUCCAUCAAACUGCUGAUCAUUGUGCGAGAGCCAACAACUCGAGCCAUCUCAGACUACACGCAGGUCUUGGAGGGAAAGGAGAGGAAGAAUAAAACCUACUACAAGUUUGAAAAGCUCGCAAUUGACCCCAGCACCUGUGAGGUAAACACUAAGUAUAAAGCUGUGAGAACUAGCAUAUAUACCAAGCAUCUGGAGCGGUGGCUCAAGUUCUUCCCCAUUGAACAGUUCCACAUUGUGGAUGGUGAUCGCCUCAUCACUGAGCCACUGCCCGAACUCCAGUUGGUGGAGAAGUUUCUCAAUCUAACGCCCCGGAUAAGCCAAUACAACUUGUACUUUAACUCCACGAGAGGCUUCUACUGUCUGCGGUUUAACAUUGUAUUUAAUAAAUGUCUGGCAGGCAGCAAGGGACGGAUACACCCCGAAGUGGACUCCCUGGUCGUUAAUAAGCUGCACAAGUUUUUUCAUCCAUUCAAUCAGAAGUUUUAUCAGAUCACCGGAAGGUCAUUCAGUUGGCCAUAA
Hypanus sabinus (Atlantic stingray) is the source of this 1061-nucleotide messenger RNA. Its product is annotated as heparan sulfate glucosamine 3-O-sulfotransferase 5. NCBI's taxonomy places the organism in Eukaryota, Metazoa, Chordata, Chondrichthyes, Myliobatiformes, Dasyatidae. The transcript is spliced from 2 exons. Gene Ontology annotation, molecular function: [heparan sulfate]-glucosamine 3-sulfotransferase activity. Bases 30 to 1061 code for a protein of 343 amino acids. The record is from RefSeq and is a predicted model, not a curated record.